AUGUGUAUACGCAUGAGUGCCUUUGGAGCUACAUCUGAUGUCGAGGGAAUUGAUAAGACUUUGGCAAUGAUGAAAUCAGAUCCCAAUUUUGUUUGGAACUGGGAAGUUUACCAUAGUGCAGCAAGUGGGUAUGCAGAAGCUGGAUUCUUGGAUAAAGCUGUGGAGAUGCUGAAGAAAUCCGAGGAACUAAUAACGGGUAAAAAGAGCAAUAGAGCAUAUGAGUUUCUUAUCACACAAUAUGCAAAGUUUGGGAAGAAAGAUGAUGUUUUAAGACUUUGGGAACUUUACAAGAAGAACCGUAAGAUUUACAAUAAUGGCUAUAUACGUGUCAUACCUUCCUUAUUGAAAUUUGAUGAUUUUGAAACUGCCAAGAAGAUAUUUGAAGAGUGGGAAUCAGUAAAUGUAAGCUAUGAUAUUCGGAUUUUAAACUUUCUGAUUGGUGCUUACUGCAGAAAAGGGCUUUUGGUGGAGGCGGAGAAUCUUUUAGAUGGGGCAAAAUUGAAGGGGGGGAAGCCUAAUCAGAAAACGUUGCUCUAUAUGGCAAUUGGGUAUUUUCAGAAUAAUCAAACUCAAAAAGCAGUGGAAGCGAUGGAAGAAGCAUUAGUGAUUUGUAAAACUGGUUUGAAGCCCAGGAAGGAAAUUUUUUCUGCAUGUCUAAAAUACUUUAUAGGUGAAGGAAAUAUAGAGGGAGCUGAGAAAUUCAUAAAAUUACUUAGGAAUAAGGAUAUUAUCUCUGUGGAGCUCCAAGAUAGAUUGUUGAAUUAUGUCCAGAAUGGGAAAUCAAACGUGGAUGAACUUAGUGCGUUUUUUGGGACAAUGUUGUCAGUGUUUGGUUUUAAUUCACAGUGA
Molecule: messenger RNA, 849 nt
Organism: Pistacia vera
Lineage: Eukaryota; Viridiplantae; Streptophyta; Magnoliopsida; Sapindales; Anacardiaceae
Product: pentatricopeptide repeat-containing protein At2g20710, mitochondrial-like
Exons: 1
Coding region: 1-849 (282 amino acids)
Cellular component (GO): mitochondrion
Molecular function (GO): protein binding
Source: RefSeq, a predicted model, not a curated record